Messenger RNA from Zingiber officinale, 972 nucleotides. RefSeq names its product ADP-ribosylation factor 2. The transcript has 7 exons. The record is from RefSeq and is a predicted model, not a curated record. Gene Ontology annotation, biological process: vesicle-mediated transport; intracellular protein transport. Gene Ontology annotation, cellular component: cytoplasm. NCBI's taxonomy places the organism in Eukaryota, Viridiplantae, Streptophyta, Magnoliopsida, Zingiberales, Zingiberaceae. Gene Ontology annotation, molecular function: GTP binding; GTPase activity. The coding region runs from base 166 to 708 and encodes 180 amino acids.
GCACCCUGCAGAUCGACCGCCGACCGGUGCCCCAACCAACCACGCUUUCGUGGACCGCAAUGCAUGCGUCUUCUCCUUCCUAUUUAUGUAUCUCUCCUCAUGGUCGUCUUCUCUGCAAGGAGAGGAGGAUUCUGAAGAUCUCUCCCGUAAGCCUUUCUGAGAAUCAUGGGACUCACGUUUGCGAAGCUUUUUAGCCGCUUAUUUGCGAAGAAGGAGAUGAGGAUUCUGAUGGUGGGGCUUGAUGCUGCUGGAAAGACAACCAUCCUUUACAAGCUCAAGCUUGGGGAGAUUGUCACCACCAUUCCUACCAUCGGCUUCAAUGUAGAGACUGUUGAAUACAAGAACAUUAGCUUCACUGUAUGGGAUGUUGGUGGUCAAGAUAAGAUCAGACCUCUCUGGAGGCAUUAUUUCCAAAAUACACAAGGCCUUAUUUUUGUUGUUGAUAGCAAUGACCGAGAUCGUGUUGUUGAGGCAAGGGAUGAACUCCACAGGAUGCUCAAUGAGGAUGAGUUAAGGGAUGCUGUCUUACUUGUCUUUGCUAACAAACAAGACCUUCCAAAUGCAAUGAAUGCUGCUGAAAUCACUGAUAAGCUUGGUCUGCAUUCUCUGCGUCAGCGACACUGGUAUAUACAGAGUACUUGUGCUACAUCUGGGGAGGGUUUGUACGAGGGGCUUGAUUGGCUCUCCAACAACAUAGCCAAUAAGUAAUAGAUGUUGCUUGAUGGACAAAGUAGCACUCGGCAUUUGCCACACGGUUUGAUGUUUUGUGUAUGAUAUGGAUGAAGAUAGCUCUAAUAAGUUGCUUGUUAUCUUUCGUAUUGUGUAUUUGUACCCUGGAUUUCUUCCACGUGCUGCAUUUUUGCUGUUAGGAUAUAUUGUUUAGUAGAAACAUGUCUUUUAAUUCAUUUGCCACCUUGUACUAUUUGGUUGGUUAGGCUGUUUCGUGUUAAUCAUAUGCAUCAGUUGUUUCAA